Messenger RNA from Alosa sapidissima (American shad), 8149 nucleotides. RefSeq names its product zinc finger protein 646 (gene znf646). Gene Ontology annotation, molecular function: DNA-binding transcription factor activity, RNA polymerase II-specific; RNA polymerase II transcription regulatory region sequence-specific DNA binding. Gene Ontology annotation, cellular component: nucleus. The transcript has 4 exons. Gene Ontology annotation, biological process: regulation of transcription by RNA polymerase II. NCBI's taxonomy places the organism in Eukaryota, Metazoa, Chordata, Actinopteri, Clupeiformes, Clupeidae. The record is from RefSeq and is a predicted model, not a curated record. Bases 660 to 5768 code for a protein of 1702 amino acids.
CUGGGGAGGGAUGGUGGGAGGAGAAAGCUAGCUAGCUAUCGCUAGAUAGCAUAGCAGAGAAUGUUAGCUUCUGUGCACUGAGUUAAUUUCCCGUGCUGUCAAACUAUUCAUGACACGCUGAAGAAAAUAUCUCUCUGAAUCAACUGUGUUUUUAUUUGCCAUUCUGCGUUGUAUUUGCGAGCCAAUGGCUCGUCUCUCACUGUAGAAUAUUUUGGAAAUUACUUGAGAUGUUAUAAAAACGGGGACGGAUUUCCGCGAUGCACAUUUCCUGUUUCCUAGCAACAAGAGCAGGAAGUGUGUGGAAUGGGAUGGAAAAAGACAAUUGAGCAUAGAACGGGGACAUUGAUAGCAACUCGUCCCGAAAGAACAAUGGAACGUGAUACACAAAUAAUUUAACUUUGGACUUAAUAUAUGCUGAUUUUCUCCUUAAAUUGUUUUUCCCUCUGGUGCCUGCACCCGUGUUUCAAACGGUUUUCCCGUGGAGCGGAUGUGAAUGACUGACCUCAUACCUCUUGCAUGUCGCCCUCCCUGUAGGGACAUACUGAAAGUUACUGUAGUAGACCUGCGAAUAUGGAUAUUUUUGUUCUCUAAAGUGUUAACCACCAUACUCUGCGAAUGAAUCCUGCUGGCAGCACCAGCACAGCUUCAGAUCAUCUGUAAUGGCUGUGCAAGAGCCAGUACGGACCAAAGGCUUUUUAUGCAAGCACUGUGGUAUCGUGUGCUCGAACAUGCCCAGUCUUUUGGAACACAUGGAUACCCACCUGGAGUCGGAGGAAGACCGCAAGUUCAAGUGUGACGAAUGUGGGAGAGGCUACAGGCAUGCAGGCAGCUUGGCCAACCACAAGAAAACGCACGAGGUGGGCUCUUUUCAGUGCCCUAUAUGCGCCAGGCAGCUGUCAAAUAGCUUGGCCCUUAAGAACCACCUGCGCAUCCACACCUCUCGCAAGAAGUACUCCUGCAUGGACUGUGGGAAGGCAUUUAGACUGGCAACCCAGUUGGCCACUCAUCAAAGGGUCCAUCGCAAUCGAGAGGCCAGAGGGUCAAGAAGCCGAAGGGGCAGCACCGAACAUGGCCAGGCCAGCAGCCAUGAGGACCACGAUGAGAUGCAUUACAAGGAUGAGCAGAGUUUUGAUGUAGUUCCUGAUCUAGAGCCUGACAUGGGCCUAAACCUGCCUGUGGAGGAUAGCUUCAGUGACAGCGGCAUGCCAGACAUCCUCCCCGGCUCCGCCUCAAGCGACAAGGGAGCUUCUGAAGACGCCAGCGACCGUCCUUACAAGUGCAACAUGUGCGACAAGACCUAUAGACACUACGGAAGCCUGAACAACCACAAGAAAACCCACACAGUGGGCACGUUCGAGUGCACCAUCUGCUUCAAACAGUUCAACAACCUCGCCGCCCUCAGCAGCCACCAGCGCAUCCACAGCAAGACCAGGGGACGUUCCAGCGCUGGGGCCACCCCUCCCACUGCUGCCUCAACCCCCACCAGCGCCGGUGUCGCCACCACCCAUCCUGAGAGGAAGCAGGAGCAGGCUGCGGGCUCGCAGCAGAACGGCAACGCGGCGGCCGACGUGCAUUUCUGCCACCUCUGCCAAACGGCGUUCCCCAAUGACGACGAGUUCCAGGACCACAUUCUGUUGCACAACUCCUCCUCCGUGUCCUUCGAGCUGCCCGUGAACAUGCCUGACGAUGGCGACUUCACUUACAGUGCCAGUCAGUCGCCGGAGUACCCUCCAUCCAGCGACACCCCACCCAUGCCUCCCCUGCUGGACAAACAGGAGGACUACGGGCAGCCGGUGGGCUCGGCUGAAAACGGCCAGAUCUACAUCCCCGACCCGUUCCAGGACGAGCCGCCCAUGCUGAACUCUCAGGGUACUCACGGUCUCGACGGAACGGCAGUGGCCCCGGCGUCGGAGGACCUCCAGGAGGACCUGUCGGCCAACCAUCAGGUGAAGGAGGAGGAGGAGUCGUCGCCGGACGGGGACCGGCGCUUCAAGUGCAACGUCUGCAACAAGAGCUACCGGCACGCGGGCAGCCUCAUCAACCACAAGCGCUCGCACCAGACGGGCGUCUACCAGUGCUCCAUCUGCCGGAAGAACUACCCGCACUUGGCCGCCCUUCGCAGCCACCACCGCAUCCACCGCGCCCAGACCUCCACCUUGAGCCACAGCGCCGAGGGCGACUGGCUCUCGUCCGAGCCCCAGACGCUGGAGAACCAGCAGGGCGGCUACCCGCUCUCGGAGGAGGACGAGGAGGACAUCGGCGACGUGCUGGACCUCCCUGAAGACCUGCAGGACGAGCCCCACCUGCUGCCCGAGCACCAGGCCACGGACGGCCAACCCCACCACCACCACCAUCACCAGGGCCACCAGGACGAGCCCAUGGGCUACCAAGAGCAGUACGACUUGCCCUACCCCCAGGAGGAGGAAGCCGCACACCUACCUCACGGCGGUGAGCCCCUCAUGGAGAGGCACAUGUGCGCUGACUGCGGGAAGACGUUUGGCGACAUCGCAGGCAUCAAGUCACAUGCAUGCCCCCUCCACCACCACCGGCAGCAGCAACAGCAGCAGCAGCAGCAUGGCGCCCUCACCAACGGCUCGGGCAGCCACGUGGAUUACCAGGGGCAGCACCUUAUCGGCGAGUCCGGCGCUCCUGUCGGCUACGAGGGGCACGGCUCGGCGCAGGGCUACUACCCCGAGCAGCACGGCUACCACCAAAACAUGCACGGCGGGAUGAUGGGCGACGAGCGCGGCCAUGGCUUCGACGGCGACAUGGAGGAGCACGGCGGCGAGGACGAAGACGACGAGUACGAUGGCGGCGAGGAGGAGGAGGAGGACGGCGAGAUGUAUCACUGCUCGGUGUGCGGCAACCACUACACCAGCAUGCGGGCGCUGCGAAGCCACCUGCGCGGGCACACGCAGCUCCACGGCACGCCGUCCAGCUCGGGCCCGUCGUCCAUGUCCUCGCUGGAGGCCGAGAAGGAGGAGGACGGCGGCGGUGGUGAGAACCAGCCGGGCGACGGCAGCCUCAUCAUCUGCAGCACGUGCGGCGAGAGCUUCACCAGGAAGCAGGACCUCAUGGCCCACCAGCUGCUGCACACCCAGGCAACGGCGUCGUCGUCGUCCGCGGAGCCGCCGCCGCCACAGCUGCUGCCGCCACCGCCACCACUGCAGCCGCCACCCCAGCGUUACGGCGCCGGCCAGGACAACCCACCGGCGCCCAAACAAGAACCGGCGAGCAUCAUCUGCGGCAAGUGCGGCGUCUCCUGCGUCAGCUUCCAGCAUCUGGAGAGCCACCCGUGCCCGGGCCAGCGACGAGAGGGCGUCGGCGACGGGGUGAAGAGCGAGGGCAAACCGGACGGCGAGCCGUCGCUGGGCAGGAGCGCCGUGGGACACCUGGACGAGAGCCAAGGAGGCGAUCGCCUCUUUAAGUGUGAACAGUGCGGACGAGCCUACAGGCACGCGGGCUCCCUCCUCAACCACAAGAAGUCCCACAAGACGGGGGUGUUUCGUUGCUAUGUGUGCCAGAAACGCUUCUACAACCUGCUGGCCCUCAAGAGCCAUGAGAGGACUCACUUUGAUAUCAAAAAGCACACCUGCACAGAGUGUGGCAAAGCUUUCAAGAUCCACAAGCAGCUGCAGAACCACUUGCGAGUGCACGAGGAGAACAAGGCCAAGAUCCAGGAGCUCAACAAGCAGAUCCAGACGCUGAUGCAGAUGAAUGGCGAGCUGGCCCAGAACGGCCUGCGCCUGCGCAAGGCCCAGAGACGCAAGCGGCGCCAGGCCCCGUCCACCGAUGGAGGAGGCGCUGGAGCUGGCCCCAGCCCGGAGAAGGACAGCCAGGGGGCAGCGGCGGUGCAGUCCCCCCCGCCGGGGAUCCAGGACCCCAACGACCCGCGGCCGUACGUCUGCAACCAGUGCGGCCGCAGCUACCGGCACGCCGGCAGCCUGGUGAACCACAAGAACUCGCACAAGACGGGCGAGUACCACUGCUCCAUCUGCAACAACACCUACUCCAACCAGCUGGCCAUGAAGAACCACCUGCGCAUCCACUUUGGCCUGAAGAAGCACGGUUGCCAGGCGUGCGGGAAAGCCUUCCGCGGCAAGAAGCAGCUGCUCAACCACCGCUGCGCCGCCAACCGCAAGAACGCCGACGGCCCGGCGCGGGGCAGAGGACGCCGGCGACCCCGCGAGCCCACGUGCAAGAGCUGCCGGCAGACGUUCCCCUCCGUCGAGGAGCUCCGGGCGCACGCCUGCGCGGCACCGCCAACGGCGGCCGUUGUCGACGCCGCGGGCAGGUCCGGCGGCGGAGGCGCCGUGCCCCGCGAGGAGCGGCCCUACAAGUGCGGCGUCUGCGGCCGCAGCUACCGGCACGCCGGCUCGCUGCUCAACCACAAGAACACGCACAAGACGGGCCACUUCAGCUGCGCCUUCUGCGGCAAGCCCUUCUCCAACCCCAUGGCGCUGCGCAACCACACGCGCAUCCACACGCAGAAGAAGAAGCACGUGUGCCCCACCUGCGGCAAGGCCUUCCGCCUCUCCAGCAUCCUGCACAACCACCUGAAGAUCCACGCCCGCGGCGUCUCCACCUUCAGCUGCCCCACCUGCGGCAAGACCUUCCAGGGCCGUUCGGGCCUUAAGAGGCACCGCUGCGUGAGCGGAGGCGGCAGCAGCGGCAGCAGCGGUGGGGCCAGUGGUGGACGAGACCCCCGCAGGGCAGCCAGCGGCCAAGAAGGAGGCGACAAGUGCUACACGUGUGACCAGUGCGGCCGCUCUUACCGGCAUGCGGGCUCGCUGCUGAACCACAAGAAGACGCACUCGUCGGACCUGCUGCACUGCUCGCUGUGCCUGCGCACGUUCGCCGACCAGCUAGCGCUGGAGAGCCACGCGCAGAUGCCGCGCCACUGCUGCCCCGACUGCGGCAAGACCUUCUGCGAGUUCGCCCACAUGCAGAGCCACAUGGAGGUGCACAGCAAGGGCCGCCCGCUGCCCGGUGGAGGGGCAGUGGCAGCGUCGGGGUCGGGGUACCACCUCCACCACCCCCACUCCCACCACCAGCAGCAACUCCACCCGCACCACCCUCACCAUCAGCAGCAGCAGCAGCAGCAGCACCACCACCCAGGUCAGGCCCAGCACGCGUACCCUGCCCCCGAGAACAUGCCCAUUGAGGACGAGCUGGACUGGAACUCGGGGAUGGACCCGCGGAUGGGGCUUCAAGGCGGCCUGCCCAAGAUGGACCAGGUGUUCGGUCAGGUCCACGGUGGCGGCGGUGGCGGCGGCGGCGGCAUGAGCAGCGGCGGCAGCAGCGUCGGCGGCUACCCCGGCGAGCUCCAGGAGCACGGCGAGGCCGGCGCCGAGUCGGAGAAGAGCCACGUGUGCGAGCACUGCGGCCGCGCCUACCGGCACGCCGGCUCCCUCCUCAACCACAAGAACAGCCACAAGAUGGGCUCCUUCUUCUGCUCCGUCUGCCAGAAGGAGUUCACCAACCUCAUGGCGCUCAAGAACCACCGGCGCAUCCACACGGAGCCCAAGCGCUACCAGUGCCUGGAGUGCGGCAAGGCCUUCCGCGUCUCCACGCAGCUCAUCUGCCACCGCCGCAUCCACACCAAAGAGAAGCCCUUCUCCUGCCUGCUGUGCGACAAGCGCUUCUCCAGCAAGUCCAACCUGCGCCACCACCAGAAGAUGCACCAGAACUCGCAGGCCUCCUAUGAGGCCUCCUUCGACAUGGACCCCAACUCCUUCAUGGGACUGGGUGUGGACCCUUUCCUCUGAGCUAAGGCAGCCCUGCGUUUAUUUUUUUUGGGGGGGGGGGUUGUGUCUUUUAGUCUUGACUGUACACUCUGUGCUCCAAGGGAAGAUGUAUAUCUAUAUAUGAAAAAAAGGUAAUGCUAGUCAGCAGAUUGCCCCCACCCCCCCUUCCUCUAACCUCCCUCAGCUCUACUGUUAAACAGGCUGAUGCCAAUAAUUGUAAAUCAGGUUAGUCUGCUGGUCCUUCUCGAGCGGCGUUCAGGUGCCCCCAUCCCCCCAGCCCUCUAGAUGCCUCUUCCCAGAGUGACUUCUCUGGUGGUCAGGCAGUGCAGGCUUUUCAUUAGGUGCAGUCAGGCGUAGCCCCCCAUUAGACUACCUCUGGUAGGGACAAUGACACUGUAAAAAGCUCCAGAAAUCACGAUGACGGUGCCUGACUGACUCGACUCACAGACUGUUUCUUUUGUUUUUGAGUUUGAAUGUGUCUCUUUUAUUUCCGUUGUGUUCCUAUUUUCUUUUAUAUUUUUAAGGAGUGCACAUCCUUAUGAAUUUAAUGGUACUAUCUGAAACCCUCUUAAUGUAGUCUGGGGGGACAAACGGUCUCAAGACUUAUUGUUCCCUCUUACGUUAAACCCCCUUUUACCCCCUAACCACCACCCAUGCUGCCUCCAGACGUAGAGUCCGACCGAUGCGAUCGCUCGUGAGAACCAAACGACCUCGAUGGGAGCGAGCGGCAGACAACCACAGCCUGGCCAGUUGAUCUGGUGACGGGUUUCGAGGGAAAAAAAAUGUCAAAGGUGCUUUCACGCUCAGGGGCGUGGUGGCACAGGAAUACCGCGGGGCUAUCCCGUUAAUCCCCGAGGAAUGUGCGAGACGACCCCCCCCUCCCCCCAGGAGGCCUUCAGUUUAGCACUUUAAGUGCUGAUAGGCCCAUCAAGGAGAGAAGGUACAGCGUUAUUCGACCAUUAGUAUGUCACUCACGGGGAACUCCCGUUUGCCCAGUGCUUCCUUUUAGCUUCAGGUCCGUGUGUUAUUCAUCCUAGCCUGUCCUUUCUUUUCGUUUUUUUGUUUUCUUUUCCUAAAGAAGAUAUAUAUAUGUAUAGAUAUAUGAGUAACAAACUCCCGUUAGCCCUGGCUGUGAGUGCAGAAUGACCGGUGUCUCCGCAGUCUCGUUGUGGGCAGCGCUGUUGAUGUGCGGUCAGACAGCAGGAAGUUUCACGUGUGUCCCCCAACCUUCCAUCCUUCCCGAGCGUUACCUUCGAGAUACAAGAUAUCAAGUGUAUUUAUUUAUUUAAGAAAGACUAUUUAUACCCCACCUUUUAAUGUUUUGUAAGACUAUAUCAAGAGUCUCAGCUCUGAGCAUUUUUAACUCUGGUAUUCCACGUGCAUGUUUCGGAUGUGCUCUUAAGUCCACUUCGGAUUGAUUGUAAAUGAAAAUCAUGACGCCUUGGUAGUCUAGAGAACGGCUAAGUCCCAACUAAAUACACAUCUCUCAGAACAUUUCAGAUUGGUGUCUUUUUGCAAUAAUAUUAGUAUAAUGAUAAUGAUUAAUAAUAACAAUAAUGGUAUUGUUAAGUAUUUUUCCCACAGUGCGUAUUUUAAAAAGACUCUGUUGUACUAUAUCACUGUUCUUUUUUUUUUUUUUUUUAUUUAAUCUUGUGCAAGUAUUUUCUUUUUCUUCACAAAAACUAUUACUGUCACGCACAAGAUGAAAAAUAUGUAUGUAUCUUCAAGUGUUUGUGACGACCUCACAGUUGUCUGUGGUGGUGUUGUGCUUUAGACAUCCAUGAUCGGUCGGGCUCUAUCAUUAGCAGGACGCCAAUGGAAGAGGGGACUUGUAAUUUCAAUACUGCUCAGGUUUCACACCUUAUUAAGGAGAAAAAAAACAUAACAUAAAAUGUAAACAUUGUAUUUGGUUAUAUAAGUAUAUAUAAAUAUAUAUAUAAACAAGACUUCUGUUCGGUUCUCACCCGAGACGCACAAAGCAUCAUGUGACAGAUUCUGCGAAAGAUGGUGACGCCAGGCUGCAUUUCUUACAUGUGCCAUUUCCUACCAUUGUACUCAGAUUAAAGUUGCUAUUAAUAGUUUCCAUUCUAUGCCUAUAUUCAUGUGCUUACUGAUUUUAUUUAAGAAUAGGAGUUCUGCCCUAUGUGUAUCAAUGGCUUCAAGUGCAUUUCAAACUCCAAUAUAAAAAAAACUGACUUCUGAAAUGUUAAUUGAGACCUCUUCUUCUCUCUAUCUCUGCAAUCAGUUGCAUAUAUCUAAGAAAAUAUACAAAAUAUUUAUUUUUGUUCUUUUGUUGAUCAAUGUUUUCUCUUUCUUGAGUAGAGGACUUGCAAAUAAUGUUUAUUUGUAGACGGUCAUGCCCUCACUUUCUUGAAAUAAAAUAAACACAAGUGUAAAGACCA